This is a messenger RNA of Peronospora matthiolae, 1302 nucleotides long. The record is from the annotation of a GenBank genome assembly. NCBI's taxonomy places the organism in Eukaryota, Oomycota, Peronosporomycetes, Peronosporales, Peronosporaceae.
AUGCUUCAUCAUGCCAAACUGGACAAGUGUUUCUGGGCCGAAGCAGCGAUGACGGCCAUCGACGUCAAGAAUCGACUGCCGUCACCUAAAGUCGUGCACAAGACCCCGUUUGAGAUCGUCUACAACUUGAAACCAAGCGUCAAGCACAUGCGAACAUUCGGGUGUCAGACAUACAUACUGACGCCUAAAGAGAAUCGACUCAAGUGGGAUCCAAAGGCUCGCGCUGGCAUAUUCGUGGGCUACGAAGAAGUUUCGAAGGCAUAUCGUGUUUAUGACAUCGAGGCGGGGCAGGUGGUUAUCAGCCGCGAUGUCAACUUCGACGAGUCCACCUUUGGACUUCAACUGCCGAUCACUGAUGAAGAUGUCGAUGACCUGGACUUCGAAUUGCUGGAUCUUGAUGACGAAGAGCUGCGUCAAAUGGAGUACAAGCAAACAGGCAAGCGCAAGAACCGACUCAAUGAUGAAGAUACAGCAGCUCCACGACCGCGUGCAGUGUGUCAACGACCAGGACUAGAAGAGUCAAGCGCGCCGGAAAACAACUCGUCACGCCAAGAAGAAGACGAAGAAACGAAGGAUUCUGGUGAUUCAACACCGCCUGUGUUUUGGCGUGCGAGUGCAAAUUCUGUUGAAACAGCAGUGGAUUUGUCGGAGCCGUCGACAUUUGAAGCAGCAGUGACUGGCCCUGAUCAAUUGCACUGGAGAAAAGCAAUUCAUGCAGAGCUCGAGUCAAUGCGACUUCGCGGUGUGUUUCGUGCAGCCAAGCUGCCCAACGGACAACGCGCCAUUGGCACAAAAUGGGUGUUCAAGAUCAAGCGUAAAGCGGACGGAUCUAUCGAGAAGUACAAGGCACGUCUCGUGGCAAAGGGCUUUCGCCAAAAGUAUGGAAUCGACUACACGGAGACGUAUUCGCCCGUGGUCAAGCAUGUGACGCUGAGAAUGGUGAUCGCAAUUUUCAAGCAUUUUGGAUGGCCCAUCGACCAGCUUGAUGUGGUGACAGCUUUCCUGUAUGGCGUCAUGAAGGAACAAGUGUUCUGCUUGAUUCCUGAAGGCGUCGAACUUGACAGUACGUUCGACUGCCUGGAAUUGGUGAAGGCAAUUUACGGCCUGAAGCAAGCUUUGCGAGUAUGGAACGAGACUUUUGACGAGUUUGUGUGUUCCAUUGGAUUUCAAGUGUCAGACUUCGACCCAUGUCUCUACAUCAAGACUUCGGACGGCCAUUGCGUGUUUAUACUGGUCUACGUGGACGACGUCUUGGUGACUGGAAGCUCGCUCGAGCUGAUUCACAAACCAAGAACGACCUGA